Messenger RNA from Trematosphaeria pertusa, 492 nucleotides. RefSeq lists its product as uncharacterized. NCBI's taxonomy places the organism in Eukaryota, Fungi, Ascomycota, Dothideomycetes, Pleosporales, Trematosphaeriaceae. The transcript has a single exon. The coding region runs from base 84 to 386 and encodes 100 amino acids. The record is from RefSeq and is a predicted model, not a curated record.
ACCGUGUUCGUCACCACGGCAAACAAUGCGCUACGCUUUCCAUUCCCUUCCCGGCGCUGCCGGCAUGACAAGUUCCUCCAAUCAUGCUAAUACGCAUCCCUGCGCUUUCUCUCUCGCCCUUCCAGCUCUCCCUAACCGCGGCCGCCCGUCACCUCGGUGACCCGUUUCUGUGCGGCUGGUCCGGUCGACUCAGGCCGCGCAGCCACCGAACGUGUCAAGCACGAUGCGCAAGCUCGCGGGCGCGCUUCUGUGCAGCCGGACGGCAUUUAGCCGGCGGGAAGCAGCAAGGGUUCGGGUUCGCGACUCAGGCGGUGCUCAGGGAAGAUUUGUGGAGAAACGCGGAGGGGCGCAUCGGGUCAGGGACCUGGGCAGCGCAACGAAAAUAAAUGGACCGACGGGGUGUGAUGAAAAUCAUUCCAGCGCUACGGCAGCGCGUGGGGGUCCCCUUUGGUCGGCUUGGAGCCUUGGUUGCGUAUACUGUAGGCAGGACCA